CGGGCCAUGGCGGGGAGCGGCGGAGCCGGGGCGGCCCCGCGGGAGCACCGCCUGCAGCCCGGGGACACCCUGCCGGGGCUGGCGCUGCGCUACGGGGUGACGAUGGAGCAGAUCCAGCGCGCCAACCGCCUCUACUCCUCGGACUCGAUCUUCCUGCGAGCCACGCUGCUCAUCCCGGGACACCGGGACACGGCCGGGGACCCUCCCGGUGACACCCCCGGUGACAGCCCCGGUGACAGCCCCGGUGACCGGCCCGGACCCCCCCGCCGCGAGCUGUCGUGCUCGGAUUUCCUGCGGCGCUUGGACGCCGAGAUCGGCCGCUCCAAGGAGGCGGCGGCGCAGCGGCUGCGGGGCCGCAGCUCCGGCCCCGCGCCCGCCGGGGGCGGCCCCGGCCCCGCGUCCCCCCGGGGCGCCCGCCUGGGACCCCGGCCCCUGAGCCGGAGCCCGCGGGCGGCCGCGCUGCGCGACGCCGAGGACGAGAUCUUCACCCUGUGACAGCCAGGGGACAUUGGGGACACUGGAAUGGGACAGCAGGAUGAGAUCUUCACCCUGUGACAGCAGGGACAGCGAGGGGACACUGGAACGGGACAUUUGGGACACUGGAAUGGGACACCAGGACGAGAUCUUCACCCUGUGACAGCCAGGGGACACUGGAAUGGGACACUGGGGACACCAGGACGAGAUCUUCACCCUGUGACAGCCAGGGGACACUGGGGACACUGGAAUGGGACACCAGGACGAGAUCUUCACCCUGUGACAGCCAGGGGACAUUGGGGACACCAGGACGAGAUCUUCACCCUGUGACAGCCA
Molecule: messenger RNA, 810 nt
Organism: Lonchura striata (white-rumped munia)
Lineage: Eukaryota; Metazoa; Chordata; Aves; Passeriformes; Estrildidae
Gene: LYSMD1
Product: LysM domain containing 1
Source: RefSeq, a predicted model, not a curated record